CACAUAUAUAAAUAGUACUAGUAAGUAAUUAGUCGUAUUUGAUCGAUCGAUAUCAAUGGCGGCAACCUCCUUGUUUACCAAAAAUUUUCUCAUUGCUUUCAUUCUCCUCUCUCAGAGAAGUAGUGAUGCAUCAAGGAGCACCUCUUUCUUCAACAAUGUGAUGUCAAGUAAUGAAGAGAAGUCACAAGAAAAUGAGGUCAACUUUGGUCAAGAAGUGGUCAGCGCCGCCGCAGUAGUCGCGGAGGGCCACCGCAUGGCAACUAGUCCUUUUUCUAAACUGCAGGAGGAGUCCAGCACUGACAGAAGCCUGUCCCGAUCCCCACCCCCACCCAAGGGCAACGCUGGCACCCACCCGCGCUACCCCGCCCCUCCGAUCCGCCGUGAAAAAUCCUACGUGAAUGCCGGAGACAGCAAAACGAUUCAGCCGGCGGUGGAUACCGGCAAAGACAAAAACGGAGGCCCUGGCACGCAGCAGCGCAUCCCCACGCUCCGCCGUGAGAAAUCCUACGUGAAUGGUGGAGAGAGCAAUAUGCUUCAGGCUGCGGAGGAACAAAAAACACGCUACCAAUCCAUAGGACCCCGGCAACCCAAUCAGGCAGGAGAGGGAAAGCGCUCAUUAUACCACGUCGGAAAACAGUUUCCUCCCAAUUAUGCCACUCACAUAUACCAAUGAUCGAUCGAGUAGAAC
Molecule: messenger RNA, 688 nt
Organism: Cuscuta epithymum
Lineage: Eukaryota; Viridiplantae; Streptophyta; Magnoliopsida; Solanales; Convolvulaceae
Source: the annotation of a GenBank genome assembly